AUGGCAACAGCAACGGCCCCUACGUACACUUUGUUCCUCGGAACAUUUAUCCAUCUUCCCCGCAAACCGACUGGGGCGGAUCCAGGUGCGAAAUGGAGACCAGCCCUGGAGAUCAAUCACGGCGCAUUAUGGGUUUCGAAUAGCGACGGGAAGAUCGCGGGGUUUGACUGGUCUUUCUCACCAGCUGAUGGAGACGUGAACUCCCUGACGGAGAAGUUGGGACUGAGCGGAAAGGUCACGGAGGUGGUUCGCGCAAGGGAGGAGAGGAACGAGUUUUUCUUCCCCGGGUUUAUUGCUGACAGACAAGACACACACAUCCACGCCCCGCAAUACCCCAACUCGGGCAUCUUCGGUUCGUCGACCCUCCUCGACUGGCUCGAAACAUACACCUUCCCCCUCGAAUCCUCCUUCGGCGACGCCUCCAAAGCCCGCGCUGUCUACUCGCGCGUCAUCGCCCGCACUCUCGCAAACGGCACCACCUGCGCCUCCUACUUCGCCACCAUCCACGUCCCCGCCACCAACCUCCUCGCUUCCCUCUGCCACUCCCGCGGCCAGCGCGCCCUCAUCGGCCGCGUGUGCAUGGACAACCCCUCCUUCUGCCCGGACUACUAUCUCGACUCCUCUCCCGAAUCUUCAGUCAGCAAAUCCAAGGAAACAAUUGCCCACAUCCACUCCAUCGACCCCGCCGGCACGCUCAUCCACCCCAUCCUCACCCCGCGCUUUGCGCCAACCUGCUCCCCGCCUGCCCUCCACGGCCUCGCCCAGCUAGCGCAGUCCUACAACCCCCCGCUCCACAUCCAAACCCACCUCUCCGAGAAUACAGGCGAGAUAUCGCUCGUCCGCGAGCUUUUCCCCCAGAGCAAAGACUACACGUCUGUGUAUGACGACUUCGGACUCCUCACGCCGCGCACGAUCCUCGCGCACGCCGUGCAUCUGUCGCCGUCCGAGCGGGAACUCAUCGCCGCGCGAGGCGCCAAGGUAUCGCAUUGCCCCGCGUCCAACUCCGCGCUGGGAAGCGGGCUCUGCGCCGUGAGGAAGCUGCUAGAGGCUGGUGUGGAGGUGGGCCUAGGGACGGAUGUAAGCGGCGGGUAUAACUGUAGUGUGCUCGAGGCUGUGCGGCAGGGAUGUCUUGUUUCGAGGCUUUUGCGGCAUAGCGGGACUGAUGAUCCUGGUGAUGGGGACGACGGUGAGGAGGUGCUGAGUGUCGAGGAGGGUCUGUACCUUGCGACGCGGGGCGGCGCGGCGGUUGUGGAUCUGGCUGGGGAGAUUGGGGGUUUCGAGGUCGGGAUGAGUUUUGAUGCACAGAUGGUGCGGUUGGGUCAUUCGCAUACAUCGUCAUCCCCGACAGCUGAGCAUGGGGUGGUGGAUGUGUUUGGAUGGGAGUCGUGGACGGAGAAGGUGCAUAAAUGGGUGUGGACGGGGGAUGAUCGGAAUGUAAAGGCGGUUUGGGUCCGGGGGAGGUUGGUUCACUCUUUGGAUGAAGGACAAUCACAAUCGGAUGUGAGCAUCCCCGAGAAAGGGAAACCUACGUGGAUAUGGGCAGGCACAGGGGCGGCCUGGGAAUCGAAGUGGUGGUUGUGUGGAUUGGGGUUCGUGAGUGCUUGGUUUAUUUUUGAUAGAGUCAUGCGGUAA
Molecule: messenger RNA, 1632 nt
Organism: Aspergillus fumigatus Af293
Lineage: Eukaryota; Fungi; Ascomycota; Eurotiomycetes; Eurotiales; Aspergillaceae
Source: RefSeq, a predicted model, not a curated record